This is a messenger RNA of Zychaea mexicana, 2337 nucleotides long. RefSeq lists its product as uncharacterized. Gene Ontology annotation, biological process: cell motility; intracellular signal transduction; phosphatidic acid biosynthetic process. The transcript has 16 exons. The annotation marks the transcript as partial. Gene Ontology annotation, molecular function: phosphatidylinositol binding; D-type glycerophospholipase activity. Lineage: Eukaryota; Fungi; Mucoromycota; Mucoromycetes; Mucorales; Lichtheimiaceae. The record is from RefSeq and is a predicted model, not a curated record.
UAUCUUAUCGACCUUCAAUAUGGCGAGAUCAAAUGGACGGUCAAGCGCAAUGUGGUCGAUUUCUACGAUUUGUGGGUGACACUCAAGUUCAGAUCCACCAUUGAAUCGCCUCCUUCGUUCCCUAGCAAAGUCCAAAACUUUGCACACGCCAUCGCGUCCCUUCGAUCUGCCCACGAGCAAAACUCCAUCAUGAUCCACUCGGAACUGACAUCUUUGGAUACGCGUAAUGAAAAGCGACGAUUGGAAUUGGCACAAUAUCUGCAAGAACUGGUUGAGAAAUCGCAAAAAGUGGAAGAUUUGACUGGAUUGACUGAUCUGUGCGAGUUCUUGGAAGUGAGUGGGAUAAGCAUUGUCAAGGAUAUGGGAUGGAAAGGCAAGGAAGGAUACUUGGAGCAAAAGGUCGUGACCCGGUCGGCGCCUGUUUUACGUCCCAUACGACGCUAUGGAUGGGUGAAGAAGUGGUUUAUCCUGCGCGAUUCUUACAUUGCUUUUUGCAAGGAUACAUCAUCCACAACGCCGACAGAUGUUAUGCUGCUCGACAAGGAAUUCAAGUACCACACGUCUGAACGAAAACAGUUUUCGUCCCAUUCGGUCAUCACAUUGGCCAAAGGCUCGAAAAGUAUACAGAUAAGAGUACAGAAAGGCGUGGAUGAAUGGCUAGACAACCUGAACACGGUGAAGCUGAAGAGUCCGUGGGUAUCCCAGCAACGGUUCAAUUCGUUUGCUCCUAUUCGCGAAAAUGCCAAAGUAAAAUGGUUCGUGGAUGGACACGAAUAUUUUGAGGCAGUGGCCGAGGCUAUAUUAUCAGCAAAGUCAGAUAUUUUUAUUGAAGAUUGGUGGCUGUAUUUACGGAGACCGCCUAAAGGCAAUGAGGAUUACCGUAUCGACCGUUUGCUCAAGCGAAAAGCUUCAUUAGAUGAUGUUAAAAUAUAUAUUGUCAUUUACAAAAGCAUGAAGGUGGCACUACCGUUAAACUCUGGCCAUACCAAACAUUGGCUUCAAGAUGCACAUCCGAAUAUUAUUGUGCAGCGCCAUUCAAAUAUCACUGAAGCACCAUUCUGGGCACAUCAUGAAAAAAUCCUAGUGAUUGAUCAUCGUCUUGCAUUUGUUGGGGGAUUGGACUUAUGCUUUGGACGCUAUGACACAUCUGACCAUGACUUGACUGACUAUGCCGCUGAUGGUGAAAUGUUUCCUGAGAUAUUUCCAGGCCAAGAUUAUUCCAACCCGAGGAUCCAAGACUUUGUAAAUGUUCGCAAAUAUGCGCUCGAAACGGUGGAUAAACGAAGGAUCGCGCGAAUGCCUUGGCAUGAUAUCCAUACUGGCAUGGUUGGACGACCUGCACGAGACGUUGCGCGACAUUUCAUCGAAAGAUGGAACUUUAUAAAGACGGAAUCGCAUAAGGACCGGGAUGACAUACCGUACCUACUACCCAAAGGAGAACAUAUCGCAUCAAGUGACGAAAGCAAGUUUCGGGGCACAUGUAAAUACUCCAUAUACAAAGCGUACAUGGAAUGCAUACAAAAAGCAAAACAUUUCAUUUACAUAGAAAACCAAUUCUUCAUAACUACCACGGUGUCAAAGGACAAGCUUAUAGAAAACAAUAUUGGUGAGGCGAUUGUAAAACGGAUCACACGCGCACAUACAGAAAAAGAGAAAUUUCGAGUGAUUAUUGUUAUCCCUGCUGCCCCCGGAUUCGAAGGCGAUUUCACAGUUGCUGACAAACGAUCCAUGGCACUAAGAAACGUCGCACAUUAUCAAUACCAGUCCAUCUCACGUGGUGGCAACUCGGUCCUUGAAAAGUUACGACAAGCCAACAUUCCUGCAGAAGAAUACAUUGGGUUUUGCAGUUUGCGGAAUUGGGGUCGGAUCAAGACAACGACAGCAACGCCCCUAUCGAGCGGAAUCAAGGAAGAGAGCACCCCCAUUGUAGACUCUAGUACGACGAACGUUGGCAGAUUGGAAAACAACAGUGUUGAGUUUAAUGAUGCUCGCAUGGAUUAUGUCACAGAACAGGUGUACAUCCAUUCAAAGUUGAUGAUCGUCGACGAUAAGACGGUCAUUUGCGGUUCAGAUUCCCGUAUGAACGGAUUACCGUAUAAAGCGUCAAGAUUUGCGUUGACGUUAAGGAUGCAGCUCUUUAAGGAGCAUCUGGGGCUUCUGAAUUCGGGCGAGGAUAAAGAACGCCAGGACGCUAUAGUGAUGGAUCCAUUACACGACGAGUUUUAUUAUGGAGUAUGGACCAAAACCGCCAAAGAUAAUACCGAGAUAUACCGUACUCUAUUUAAAUGCGUGCCUGACGAUACCGGUAAGGAAUUGGAUGGGAUGAUCACUUUAUAA